AAACAACAUAACAUUUUCGAUUAAAGAAAGGGGAACUCCGAAAACUAUGGGGAUGUGAACGGCACCAACGAAGUCCGAGCCCCUCAACGUGUGCGUGUAUAUAUAUGUGAUAUGUCAAAGAAGAGAAACAAAGAAACUGCACCACCGCAACACACAUACGAGAGAAGAGAAGAAGAUCGAGAGAGAGAGAGGAAAAUGUCGUGGCAAACUUACGUGGAUGAGCAUCUGAUGUGCGAUAUUGAUGGGCAGGGCCAGGGCCAGCACCUCGCUGCCGCUGCUAUCGUCGGCCACGAUGGCUCUGUCUGGGCUCAGAACUCUUCAUUCCCCCAGUUUAAGCCUCAGGAGAUUACUGAUAUCUUGAAGGAUUUUGAUGAACCGGGUCAUCUUGCUCCCACGGGCUUACACCUUGGGGGCACCAAAUACAUGGUAAUCCAGGGAGAGCCUGGAGCUGUCAUCCGUGGAAAGAAGGGAUCUGGAGGUAUCACCAUAAAAAAGACUGGCCAAGCUCUAGUUUUUGGCAUCUAUGAAGAACCUGUGACACCAGGACAGUGCAACAUGGUUGUUGAGAGGCUGGGGGAUUACCUUAUUGAGCAGGGCCUGUAGGCCAAGGUCAAUCAUCAUUUGAGUGCUUCUUUUGGGGUUCACAUAAUUUUCUAUUUUCUUUUCUUCCCUUUUGAUUUCAGUUCCAGGUUUGCAUCUUCAUUGAAAUCCUAAAAUUGGCGGUGAAGUCAUUGCAGACAAUAACCAUGUGAGAACUAAGACAUUUGUUUUGUGUUAAGGUUGUUUGAAUUGCACUACCUUUAUAUUCUAUAGAUGUUUUGUGUAA
Juglans microcarpa x Juglans regia is the source of this 826-nucleotide messenger RNA. Its product is annotated as profilin-4-like. NCBI's taxonomy places the organism in Eukaryota, Viridiplantae, Streptophyta, Magnoliopsida, Fagales, Juglandaceae. The transcript has 3 exons. The coding region runs from base 112 to 603 and encodes 163 amino acids. Gene Ontology annotation, molecular function: actin monomer binding. The record is from RefSeq and is a predicted model, not a curated record. Gene Ontology annotation, cellular component: cell cortex.